UACCGUAUAAUUAUAUGCAACUUAAACGGUGUACAUACUUCAACGGUGUGCAUUUAAACAUGUUGAAAAGUGGGUGGAGAAUUUACCAACAAACUUUACUCUACUUUCGAUUUUAAAUGAGAGAAAUUCGACGUUGAAUCCAAAGGAGAACAAUUGCGAUCCCUGUUUAAGAGAGGGAUUUAAAGUCAAGGCUAUUGUCUACUGCUAUGAUUAUUCAGAAAAGAAAUGGUAGAUUUACAUAUUAGUCGUAUAGAUAAAUGGCAACAGCAAAUAAAGUUUUUGUUCGUAAGGAUUACUUUUAUUGUAGCAUCUGUUUGGAGAUAUUUAACACACCCAGGACAUUACCAUGUUUACAUACAUUCUGUCAUUCAUGUUUAGAGGGAUAUAUCCAAAAGAUUCUAGAUAAACCUGGCAAGCAGAAGUUGUUUUGUCCUGUUUGUAGGGCAGAUACGAAAACUGAUAACCUUCAGUUAAAAUAUGUUGAAAAGUGGGUGGAGAAUUUACCAAUAAACUUUACUCUAUUUUCGAUUUUAAAUGAGAGAAAUUCGACGAUGAAUCUAAAGGAGAACAACUGCGAUCCCUGUUUAAGAGAGGGAAUUAAAGUCAAGGCUAUUGUCUACUGCUAUGAUUGUACAGAAAAGAUGUGCGAAGAAUGUAAAAGACACCAUAGGAAAAGUAAACUAUCAUCCAAUCAUAAAUUAAUUGACGUUAAAGACGGUUGUGUGGAAAAAAUGGACUUGUCUGAACUCGAAUAUUUCUCAAACCUUUCAAAAUGUCCAAAGCAUGGUUCUGAGGAUGUGAAGUACCUCUGCAAAGAUCAUGAUCAACUCUGUUGCAGUGAAUGUGCAAUAGUAACACAUAGGAAGUGUGAAGACUUGGUCUCACUUGCUGAUGAAGUGAACGGCAACGAAGAAAAAAAUGAUGAAUCUGACAUACAAAAGAGACUUGAGGUUGUGGAUGAUCAUGCAUACAAAUUGAUUGACCACGAGAAAAAGUUCAUCUCAGAUCUGAAUACAAAAGAAACCGAAGUCAAGAGCUGUCUGAAGGAUUUUAAAGUAAACUUAGACGACGCCUACAACAAACUUGAGAAGAGAAUUCUGUCAGAAAUGUCAACAAGAAAAUUGGCAUUAACAAAAGCCAGUUCUUUACAGAAAGAGUCAGCAGAAAGGCUGAAAGAUGAUAUUAGGCAAUCAGCUGAAAAGCUGGAGAAAGCACACAAGUUUGGAACGGCCAGGCACCUUUUCCUACUUAAAAGAGAAAUUGGAAAAGAUAUCAAUGUAUAUGAGGAAACAUUUACAGGACUCCAACAGCAGUCAAGCACAACUUUACUCACCAUAGCUGAGGCUUGUCCACUGCAAGAAGCUGUUAAAACCGUUCAAUAUCUCUUCAAAGUAGAAGAAACGAUGACAGAGUCACGCCCACAUUUCAUGAUGAGAGGAAGAAACUUUAAAGAUAGAAAAAUGACUUUAAUGAAAGAAUUUGGUCUACAAAUGUAUAAUGAGCCUCGAUAUUGUCUGUGGAUUGAAAAUUCUAUCAUUAUAGUAGCUUUUUAUUCUAGUGAGACAAUAGUCGCGUUUAAUUCUGAAAAUGGUUCAGUUUUAUCAUCUUACAAAUGUUCUUCACCACCAACGGGUUUAGCAUCUUUAGAAAACGGUGAAUUUGCUGUUGCCUUGCCAACGUCGAACAAAAUUGACAUACUGAAAAUUCACGAGAAUCAGAUGUCGUACGUUAGACUCUUGGUGACUUCAAGGUCAGACGUGAUUGCAUACAGAAGAUGGAACAAACAGUUGUUGGCAAUGUCAAGAUCGGAGGGGAUGAUAAGAAAAUUUACUCUUGAAGGUAGAAAUGCAGAAGAUAUUAAGAUGAGCAGUAUAAGUAGUAAUGACAUAGGGAACACCUGUAACAUUUACUUUGAUAACGAAAACCAUCGCAUCUAUAUUUCAUCACAUAGUUCUGGUCGACUACAUUGCUUUGAUGCAUCUGGAAAAUCAGUGUUCCAGUACGGAAUUCCCCAUCCAUGGUCUGUUAUAACAGACAUUCAAGGGAAUGUAUAUGUCGCAAGUUAUAGUAAUAACUGUAUCCAACAACUAAAUCGUGAGGGACAGUUGCUGAGGGAGAUCAUAUCAGUGAAUAAUAUCCAACAUCCGAUGGCAACCAAAUGAACAGAAUGGUUAUAACAUGUGGCAGUUCGAACAACAAAAUGCAGAUAUAUCAGUUUGAAUAGAACAUGAUGUUGUGAACGUUGUUUAACAAUAAUAAAUUGAUAUCAAUGCAAGUAUCUGCUAGUAGGACUGCUCACAAAACUGUUUUUGGUGAAUACGAAUAUAUGUAAUGUUUAAACUUAUACCCCUUAUGUAAGCAUUAAACAAUGUCAAGGUCGUAAAAGACAAUAUUUAAGUUGACGGAAAGAUUAAAUCUUAGGACAAAUUCUGACACAGAGCAAUGACUGGACUUGAACAUCACUAUUCCAAUGCUUUUACAAGUUUUAACUAUCGUUGGUCAGCUAUAGAUAGUCACUGCGUUUCUUUGUCAAUAUGAAAAUUAUUUCGAUAGAUACGCAAUUUAUUGAUUAGUAAUAAUUUGUGUCUUGCAGAAAAUAAUUGAAAUCGAAAGAAUUGAAGAGGAUACUUUCUUAAGGAUUGCUUGUGUUUCCUAUCUGCCUAAAGCAUAAACGAUUAAAUUAUUGAACUGAACUUGUCGCUUACAUGAUCAUUCUUGCUGAGUAGCAGAUUUUACUUAACUGUGUUUUAACAGUUUGAUAUGUAUAGCAAUAUGUGUGUAACCUAAAUGAAUCACAGCAUACUGCACUUUAAAGUAACAGUUUAUCACGUGAAUAUCUAUCAGUUGAAGUGAAUAAACAGUUCACCAAAUUUGCACUCACCUUCUCAAUCUUAUUUCCUUAAACAUGAAGACGGCUUCCUGCUGUUUUACUAUUCAUUCACUUUUUUCUGAUAUCUACAUUUAUUUUCUGAUGUCCUUAAUUUGUUCUAUGAUAUCAUUAAAUGCAUCUUGUGGUAUCUUUAAAUAUAGUGUAUUAAAUGAUAUCACUAAUUGUAAUUCAAGAUACCAAGAAAUGUAUUUGUUACAUCCGAAAGUGUUUCAAAAUAUCAUAAAAUGAGUUAAGAAUAUCACAAAAUAGAAUAUUGGAUAUUUCUAAAUAUGAAUAUUUUUCAUAUCCUUUAUUUGAUGCAAUGUUAUUUUAUUUUAUGACACUUGGAAAUAUAUCUAAUGAUGUCAAUAGUUCAUUUAAGGAUAUCCCAAACUAUGUUUGAUUUUUGGAUAUCAGUAAUUCAUUUAAUGAUAUCAUAAAAUUCAAUCUAAAACAUCUAUAAUUGAUUUUAUGAUAUCCUACAAGCUGUUGAGUUGUAUCCUUUAAUCAAUUAAUUUUAUGAUUACCUUCAUUCCAUUUAAUGAUACCUUUAACUCAUGUUGCGAUAAUCAUAAAUCAUUUAUGGACAUCAAAAACUAGAAUUAAAUAGAUC
Molecule: messenger RNA, 3482 nt
Organism: Mercenaria mercenaria
Lineage: Eukaryota; Metazoa; Mollusca; Bivalvia; Venerida; Veneridae
Product: E3 ubiquitin-protein ligase TRIM71-like
Exons: 1
Coding region: 258-2162 (634 amino acids)
Molecular function (GO): zinc ion binding
Source: RefSeq, a predicted model, not a curated record